Molecule: messenger RNA, 1221 nt
Organism: Penicillium odoratum
Lineage: Eukaryota; Fungi; Ascomycota; Eurotiomycetes; Eurotiales; Aspergillaceae
Gene: gcnE
Product: histone acetyltransferase GCN5
Exons: 7
Coding region: 1-1221 (406 amino acids)
Biological process (GO): chromatin remodeling; positive regulation of transcription by RNA polymerase II
Cellular component (GO): histone acetyltransferase complex
Molecular function (GO): histone H3 acetyltransferase activity; protein binding
Source: RefSeq, a predicted model, not a curated record
AUGGCUGUCGUUUCACCAAAAAGUUCAAAGAGGAAAGCCUCAGAGGAGCCCGCUUCCCCGGACUCUCAGCCGCAGGCAAGCAAGAAAGCGCGCACUGAUUCCCCAGAAAAAGAAGAAGAUGGCCCAGCACUGAAGCCACCCCUGCGCAUUGUGCCGUUCCCCGAAAAGCCUGCUGUGCUGGAAGAGCGCCGAGGUGAUAUCGAGUUUCGCGUCGUCAACAACGAUGGUUCGCAUGACAGCUUCAUCGUCCUAACGGGUCUUAAGUGCAUCUUCCAGAAGCAACUCCCGAAGAUGCCCAAGGAUUAUAUCGCUCGCCUCGUAUAUGACCGGUCGCACCUAUCAAUUGCGAUUAUAAAGCACCCUCUUGAAGUUGUUGGAGGAAUCACAUAUCGACCUUUUAACAGUCGCAAAUUUGCGGAAAUUGUUUUUUGCGCCAUUUCCUCGGACCAGCAGGUCAAGGGAUAUGGAGCACAUUUGAUGUCUCAUUUGAAGGAUUAUGUCAAGGCAACCUCUCCCAUCAUGCACUUCCUUACCUAUGCGGAUAACUACGCCAUCGGAUAUUUCAAAAAACAAGGAUUUACCAAGGAAAUCACGCUUGACCGAUCUAUCUGGAUGGGUUACAUUAAGGAUUAUGAGGGUGGUACAAUCAUGCAGUGCACGAUGCUGCCCAAGAUUCGAUACCUGGAGAUGGGUAGGAUGCUACUAAAACAGAAGGAAGCUGUGCAGGCGAAGAUUCGAGCCUUCAGCCGUUCACAUAUUAUACAUCCCCCGCCCAAGGAGUGGAAGAAUGGAGUGAAUAAAAUUGAUCCUCUCUCUAUCCCGGCCAUCAAGGACUCUGGAUGGUCGCCUGACAUGGAUGAAAUGGCGCGCCAGCCUCGUCAUGGACCAAAUCACAACCAGCUUUUGCACUUAUUGAACGACAUGCAGAAUCACAGUGCUGCCUGGCCAUUCACACAACCAGUCAACCGAGAUGAAGUACCUGACUACUAUGAGGUGAUUCUCGAGCCGAUGGAUCUAUCUACCAUGGAGGAAAAGCAUGAGAAAGACAUGUACCCGACCCCACAAGAUUUCAUCAAAGAUGCGACGUUAAUUUUUACGAACUGUCGCCGGUAUAACAACGAGACGACACCAUAUGCCAAGAGUGCGACUAAACUUGAGCGGUUCAUGUAUCAGCAGAUCCGGGCUAUCCCGGAAUGGUCGCACUUGGCUGACAACAAUUGA